AUGUCCGCUGUAUGCCUGGCCACUGGCCGCCGGCCGGCUGCUAGCUGCUUCUUCGAGGUCGGCAGGCGCGAGAUCGGCUCGUCCAACCCCCGCGCCUCCUCCUGUCGAAUCAGCGGUUCUGAGGGCAUAAUCAUGCGCAUGAAUCAGUAUGCACAGUUGCAAGGUCAUACCGCCUCUGUUAAUGCCGUCAGCUUCAGCCCUGCUGGUGACCUUCUCGUGUCUGCUUCAGACGACACAGACAUCAUUCUCUGGGAUUGGCUUGCUAAAUCUAAAAGACUAAGUUAUCCUUCUGGGCACCAAUACAAUGUCCUCCAUGCUCGAGUGAUGCCAUUUACGAAUGACAGCACUAUUGUGACUGUUGCUGGGGAUGACCAGGUCAGGGUGGGAGAACUGAAGCAGGGUGGUGAAGUAACAACCAGGCAAAUAGGGGAACAUGAUGAUCGUGUGAAGAAAGUGGCUCUCGAACCAGGAAGUCCUCACAUACUUUACACUUGUGGAGAGGAUGGCCUGGUACAGCAUUUUGACCUGCGCAGUAAUUCACCAAUAAAGCUCUUCACCUGCUAUUCGUUCUCAGAGAGGAGACGUCGUGUAAGACUGAAUACUAUUGCCAUCGACCCGCAGAACCCAAACUAUUUUUCAGUUGGUGGUUCAGAUGAGUAUGUACGGUUGUAUGAUUCUAGGAGAAUCAACUCGGAUGCUUCAAGCAAUAUGAACCUACCAGUUGAUACUUUCUGCCCUAAGCACCUUCUUAAGGGUGGGAAGGUCCACAUCACUGGUAUUGCAUACUCCAAAUCAAGCGAGAUGCUUGUCUCAUACAAUGACGAGCUUGUCUAUUUGUUCCAAAACAACAUGGGUCUUGGUUCGAAUCCUGAAUCAACACUGCCAGAGAAUUUGGACAUGCUCAAGGAGGUACAAGCAUACUCUGGUCACAGGAAUUCCAGAACUGUUAAAGGAGUCAGUUUCUUUGGACCAAAUGAUGAAUAUGUUUUGAGUGGAUCAGAUUGUGGGAAUGUCUUCAUUUGGAAGAAGAAGGGAGCAACUAGCGGGAUCGGCAGAACAAUCAGGAUUUGGUCACCUGAAUCUAAGAAAGUAAUUCCAUUGCCGAAACAUGCAAAUCAAAUAAUGGCUUAUAAUGAUCGGGGUAGAAAAGUCGACGCUUCCCGAGCAGGAGCGACAGUUGAGCCUGGCAUCCUCAUGCGUCUGGUGAGGUUGCAUCCAAGACUAUCUGAAUCUGACACAGAGCAUGAACCGUCUGCUUCUGAUUUCGCAAGCGGUGGUGGCGAUGACGAACCUUUCUUCAUUCAGUUUGGUGGUCGCAGUACAGGCCGAAGAGGGAGGUCCGAUCCCAGGGAAUGCAUCAUGGCAUGA
Molecule: messenger RNA, 1368 nt
Organism: Lolium rigidum
Lineage: Eukaryota; Viridiplantae; Streptophyta; Magnoliopsida; Poales; Poaceae
Product: DDB1- and CUL4-associated factor 8-like
Exons: 6
Coding region: 1-1368 (455 amino acids)
Cellular component (GO): cytoplasm; Cul4-RING E3 ubiquitin ligase complex
Molecular function (GO): protein binding
Source: RefSeq, a predicted model, not a curated record